GCCUUCCUCGUUGUUGACGAUAGCUUCACGGCUGUUGUCUCAGUGGCUCGAUUGCGGGUGUCGAUCUCAGUCGCGCAAAGCAAUCGCCGCUGGCAGAGCAGAGUACGCUGUUGAGCAUUGGUACUGCCGUGACGGAAACGUCCAGGUCUCGAGCUGCUGGGAAGGGAAUAGAGUGUCAUGGCUCGAACACGUCAUGAGAAACAACGCGAACAUAAUGAUGCUCGACGGCGCCGGGUACAGGCCGGCACGACGGUGGCAACACUUGACUGGCAAUGCCCUCUCUGCAGAAAAUGGUUUGCGCGUCAUCACGGCGGCUCGGAGAAGCACUGGACGGCAUGCGAGAAGAACGCCAAGAAGAAACGCGACGUCGAUCGCCUGCGGCGUAAGCUUGCGGCUCAAAGCUCACUUACGCAAGAUGUUGAGGAGCACGAUCUCGAAGAUCAUCCCAUGAGUAGCCCUCGCCCUGCUGUCGACGAAGGGUUGUCUCGGCGAGGCACGGAUGACAUCCGACAAGACCAUCGCUCUGAGCAUGAUGGGCCUUUCCGUCUUGCGUCUCCGGUAGGGAACCCUUCGAUCCCCGAUGUGGUUCGUGCCAUGGACAACAUGUCGCUUGACCGGCCCAACCAACCCUCGGUGUCGUCAGCUCAGACACCGGAUGCACUCGAUCCUGUGUCGGUCCCCCUUGGACAUGGCGAGACACUGAUUGUCUAUCACCCGCACGCCCGUCGUCCAGCUAGCAUCGUCUCGCGGGACGGCCAUGUGAGGCCUGCUGUGCUGGGCUCUAGGCUUCCGGAUCCAGGCGCAGUGUAUGGUUCCGCCCUCGAUGCAGCCCGUCCUGAGGAUGCGGAGGCGCUUCCAUGGGCGCCGUUCCAUACGCGUGCAGACUUUGAGCAGGCCGAGCUGUUUGUCCGCUACCAUUGCACGGACUCCUACAUCAAUCAGCAGCUCCGGCUCAUCCAUCAGAGCUCUGCGAGUACACAGAUCACAUUGAAGAAUGCUGCUGAGAUACAUACGAUAUUGGACAUUGGUCUCCUGACUGUCAAUCUUGACUCUUUCUCCAAGGGGACUCUAACUCUACCCUUUGAAGGGGAAGAUGAUCGUAGCUACGAUUUCCGAUGGCGUGAUGCCAACGAAGUCUUGCUGCAAUCACUGGAGGACAAGGGUACACGUUCGAGUAAGGUUUGGUACCCCGAACAGCAUUAUGUACGCCGUCCAGGAACUGCAAACAACAUGCGAGUCUGGUCAGAGGCACAUACUGCGGACGACUGGUGGGAUCUUCAGAACUCCGUAGGACCAGACCGAGUGGUCAUAUACCUGAUAUUCUACUCGGACGCAACAGCCCUGAAUUCUUUCGGGACUGCCAAGGCGUGGAAUGCCUACGUGUGGAUCGGUAAUAACCCCCGCAGCAUGCGCCUUAGCAACAAGAAAGGUCGUGCAAUCCUCGUCGGGUUUCUUCCAAAGGUUCCUGGCGAGAGAGCAGACAAUUCAAGCCGCCUGGCGGAGCACCGGGUUGAAGUGUAUCAAGCCGCGAUAGCACGGAUCUUUGAGAACUGCAAGCUUGCUGCUCAGUAUGGAACUCCCUUUGAGGCUGAUCCUGACCCAAAGACUGGAGUCUAUUGCCUGGCUGUUGCAGCAAUGGAUUAUGAAGAAGCUGCUCGAGCUGCUGGCAUCUUGGGCUCACAGAGUGAACAUGCUUGCCCAGUAUGCCUAGUGCCUCGUGGCUCUCUUGGUGACCUCUGCAGCAGGGUCUCAUGGCCAAAGCGCACUAAGAAGGGAACUGAGCAGCUCCUCUUAGAGGCAGCCAGUAUGCCAAACAAGACUAGGCAAAAGAAAAAGCUUGGAGAACAAUCGCUGCGCAAUAUCCAAAAUCUUUUCCUGCUCAUCUUUGGAUGGUUUCUCUGCAUAUUCUCUGCAUUCUCUGUGGACCCUUUGCAUCAGAUUGAGCAAGGUGCCUAUGGCCAGCACAUAUGGCCCUGGCUGCUUGAUACAGUUCUCAAUGCAUAUGCACAACAAGACCUUGAUCAGAAUUUCAAGUCCAUUCCUCCCUUCCCCAACAUACCCCAUUUUCAUGGUGGUAUUACCUCCCUGAAGUACAUCACUGCACGUGAACAUAAUGCUAUACUGAGGUAUUUGGCGCCUCGUAUGGCUGGGAUUUCCCCUGUGCAUGAGGCCUUGGUUAUGCCAGUUCUUCGUUCUCUGGCUUGUGUACUCCUUCUCAUCCGCCUGGAGGUUCAGACAGAGGCUACACUGGAGCUAUUGGAAGCCCAGAUUGACAAAUAUGGUGAGGCAUGCAAGGCACUUGAGGAGGCUGGCCUAGGCAUUGCCUUUGGUUGGCCAAAACAACAUUCUUUCAAGCAUGCUGUGGAGUUGCUCAAGCGCAAAGGAGCUGCCAGCAAUGGUUUCACAGACAUGGGCGAGGCCUUGCAUCCAGUCGUGAAGUCAGAUUGGCGUGGUACCAAUCACCAGCCUGACACUGCAGAGGAUCAGAUGUUCCGCAAAGCCCAGGAGCGUGAUGUUAUCAUGCAUAUCCGACACCGAGUAGACCAGCAUGAUGAUGAAACUGACAUCCCAAAGGAUGAGCAUUCCCCCAUCAGGGAUAUACGUCUUGGGUCACCCCAGCGCUCAAUUCAGAUCCAUGCCUUCAGACACAACCUGCACAACAUCAUACCCCCUGAUCGUUUCAAUCAGCAACUUCAGCACUACCUUGGCCAUGUGGCCCAGCUUUCACUUGAGGAUAUCAACCUUGAUGCAUGCCGUGUUGUUCCACACCAUGCUGCACGGAUUCCCUACAUAUGUGAAGUGACAGCACAGGAGAAAGACGACAUCAUUCAUGUUGCUCCAAACUGGCGACACAAGGGUCCACGCCAUGACUGUGUUGUGAUACAGGGGAGGCAAGCUCAGUCACAUUGGUUUGCAAAGGUCAUAUCUCUCUUUACUCUCAAAGUGGGCACUGAGCUCCUUCACCUUGCCUUUGUUGGGAUUUAUGUUGGACUUGGUCGCAACUCACUUACUGACUACCUUGAACUGA
Molecule: messenger RNA, 3028 nt
Organism: Fomitopsis serialis
Lineage: Eukaryota; Fungi; Basidiomycota; Agaricomycetes; Polyporales; Fomitopsidaceae
Exons: 15
Source: RefSeq, a predicted model, not a curated record